Messenger RNA from Geodia barretti, 1607 nucleotides. The record is from the annotation of a GenBank genome assembly. Lineage: Eukaryota; Metazoa; Porifera; Demospongiae; Tetractinellida; Geodiidae.
ACAAAAGCACAAGCGAAAAAAGAGAGAAGGCUGGCGCUGACGGACAACAAAAGCAGAAAUGGACUCUACGAACGCAUCCUCUGCGCCUACAGCUGUGACAGGGAAGGGAGACGAUGGAGACAACAACCCUGCAGCUACCCCGACGCCCGCGGGCACUCCGAGUGGAGCGACCUCGACGAAGGAGCCAGUGCUGUCAACCCACUACCACGUCCGCCGUAUUGACGGCUCGUGGCACGUGGGAGAGGUCAUCCAGAAAAGAAACAACCUGGAGAACGGACUCACGGAGUACUACGUCCACUACAAAGACAUGAACCGGCGUAUGGAUGAAUGGGUGACUGUGGAGAGGGUUGACGUGGAACGGGGACCGGUGGAGGAGACUCCCAAGGACUCUGACCUCAUGUUGGAGUCGCUAAACGGGAGGGAGAGGAAAGUGACUCGUAACUUGAAGAGGAAACAUGACGAAAUCAACCAUGUCCAGAAGUCGUAUGAGGACAUGGACCCGACCACGGCAGCCCUGGAGAAGGAGCACGAAGCCCUCACUAAAGUCAAGUACAUCGACAAGAUCCAGAUCGGUCGCUACGAGAUCGACGCCUGGUAUUUCUCCCCCUACCCGGAUGAGUACGGGAAGGUAUCGCGACUGUGGAUAUGCGAGUACUGCCUCAAGUAUAUGAAGUACGAGGCGACGUUCAGGAGACAUCUGGGAGAGUGUACGUGGGGCCAGCCGCCCGGCAGAGAGAUAUAUCGCAAGGGUACAAUAUCAGUGUUUGAAGUGAAUGGAAGCGACCACAAAGUGUACUGCCAGAACCUCUGUCUAAUGGCCAAGCUAUUCCUCGACCACAAGACUCUCUACUUCGAUGUGGAGCCAUUCCUCUUCUACAUCCUCACCGAGGUGGACAAGAAAGGCUGCCACAUCGUCGGGUACUUCUCAAAGGAGAAGGAGAGUCCAGAGAGUAACAACGUGGCCUGCAUCCUCACCCUCCCUCCCUACCAGAGAAAGGGAUACGGCAAGUUCCUCAUCGCACUCUCCUACGAACUAUCCAAGAUAGAGGUGAUGGUGGGGUCACCAGAGAAGCCGCUGUCAGACCUGGGGAAACUGAGUUACCGCAGCUACUGGACGUGGGUUCUUCUGGACAUUCUCAAAGACGCCCAGGGAACCGUCUCCAUCAAAGACCUCAGCCACCAGACGAGCAUCACAGCAGAAGACAUCAUCAGCACCCUGCAGGCUCUCAACAUGGUCAAGUACUGGAAGGGACAGCACAUCGUCUGUGUCACUGGCAAAAUCAUUGAGGAGCACAUGAGGAGUGCAGAGUACAGGAAGCCUCAGCUGACAGUGGACGGGGAGUACUUGAGGUGGAACCCUCACACCAAGAGACACAGAACAAACACUCACAAGAAACACUGACUCUCAUAUUCUCUCACCUUCUGUCAUUAUCAUACAUGUUGCCAGCAGUCGAUCAACUAAAAGUGUGGUUCAUGAAGGGGUUACAAUACUGGCCCAGUCUCUGGUCUGGUGUCAGAACUCAAGCACUGAGAGCAACUCCCAGACACACCAGGAUCAAUUUUUUCACAUGCAGGGGAACCGCACACAAAAUUGCACAUGUAGCUCA